GCUAAAAUAACACAAUCUAAUUCACUUUUCUAUUCACUAAUUUUUCAAUUCUUCUGUCUAAAUUCACAGAAUUUUAUUUUCUGAAAAUAUUCUCAUGCUUGAAAGGUUCAUCAUUUAAUAAUAGUGUUGUGUAUUUAAUAUAAUGUCAUUUCACGCGAAAAGAAAUUCAAAUAGUAGUAAUGAAGAUGGUUCGGAUUCAAGCGGACAGAUGCCCGAAGUUUCAAGUAAAGAUGAAUCUGGGAAACGAAUUCUGUGUCCAUUAGCUCUAAGAGAUCGCGGUUACUCUAUAUUGGAUCAAAUUGGUGGUGGAGCUUUUUCCGAGGUCUAUAAAGCUCGAUAUGCACCAUUGUUGGACAAAGAUAUUGCUGUUAAAAUAAUUUCCUUGGAUAAAGUGCCACAACUGUGGAAAGAAAAAUCACUACGAAAGGAAUUGAAAAUCAUUCGUCAUCUUCAACAUCCAAACAUUAUAAGAGUCUGGGAUAUAAUUAAAACUCGUCGUUCUGUAUAUAUUUUUAUGGAAUUUGCUGAGAACAAUUCAAUUCUUCAUUUCUUACAAACAACCUCAAAACCAAUUCCAGAAGAUGAUGCUCGUCUAUGGAUUUCUCAGACAGCUUCAGCGUUGACUUACAUGCACUCUAAGGGAAUUGCUCAUCGAGACUUGAAAAAUGAAAAUAUACUUUUAGAUCGAGAUAAUAACGCUAAAUUAACAGACUUUGGAUUUGCUUGUUUCACUUAUGAUCGUAUUACCAAUCAACCAGCUUCUGCACCAACAUGUUGCGGAACCUUGGCUUAUAUUUCCCCUGAAGUAAUGACACCUCCAUAUGACUCUAAAAAGGCAGAUUGUUGGAGCUUUGGUGUUUGUAUUUAUGAAAUGUUGACCAAUUCAAGACCUUUCGAUGAAUCACUGAGUCAACCUAAAUUUCGUCUAAACCAAUUGGAUAAAAAAUAUACUUUUCCAGAAAGUAUUGACCUCUCUCCUGAAGGCAAAGAUUUAAUUGAUAAACUAUUGGAACCUGAUCCAUCGGUUCGUUAUACCGCUUUUCAAACUAUAUCUCAUCCUUGGGUGAUUAAACCUUUUGCUUUUGCAUUCAACGAUUAACAUUUAAACAACAUCAUAAUACGUUACUCCAAUAAAGAUAAUCUAAAAGAUUGUGGUUCUUCAAACCUUGUUUGGAAAUAAAAUAAUAUGCUUAUGUUAAUAAUUAUGGUUAAUAUUUAUUCAUAGUUAAUCUUAUUGUCUCGCAUCUUUUCCUCUUUGAAACAAAAUUGUAAUCUCAAACUGAUUCAGAUCCUUGUUUAUAAAACAAUAUCAAGUGUUGAUCUUAAAUUUAUCAAUAAAAAUAUGCAUAUGAACCUCACAGC
Tetranychus urticae (two-spotted spider mite) is the source of this 1362-nucleotide messenger RNA. RefSeq names its product testis-specific serine/threonine-protein kinase 1-like. Gene Ontology annotation, biological process: regulation of autophagy; peptidyl-serine phosphorylation. Gene Ontology annotation, cellular component: cytoplasm. NCBI's taxonomy places the organism in Eukaryota, Metazoa, Arthropoda, Arachnida, Trombidiformes, Tetranychidae. Gene Ontology annotation, molecular function: ATP binding; protein serine/threonine kinase activity. The record is from RefSeq and is a predicted model, not a curated record.